AUGGAACCGCCCCCUCCGAGGCAGCGCCGGCAGUGGGCGUUAGGCAACGAGAGAGUCACGCUGGCAGAGCUUGCCGCCGCUGGUGUGAAAACUCCUGAGAGAGACCCCUGGCCCCAUUCACACCAUCUCGACUAUGCCCCCCACCGGACCACCCACUCUGCCGGUAGCUCAAAAGCAGAGGCGCUCUUUCCGGACCGCCGGACGAGUGCCGAGUCCCAUCUGGACUCCAGAAGAACGUCCGAGAAGCGCGUUUCGCACGGGGGGUUCCGGGAACGGGAACAGGGGUUUAAUCUGCAGCUAAGUGGGGCCAAUGAGGAGCGGGUAAAAGCGCAGCUGAAAAGGCAGGUGCAGGGGGGGGGUAGAAGAAGCUCUGGGCAUGGGGGGGGUACCGAGGACGAGCACCGACGGAGGCGGAAUUGGCAGCGGGCGCAACAGCUGGUGAUUAGAACAGACGACGGGGCGGCGCUUCCGGUCGAGGAAACUAGAGGGGGGAGAAAGUCGAGAGGGGAGGUGGAGGUGGAGACAGGUGCAGAAGCGGGGAAAACGGGAGGCGGAGAAAACGGAGCAGAAGACAGCCUGAAAGAUGGCAGUCAGUCAGCGGGGGUGAAUGAAGACGAACUUGGCGGCCAAGAGAAAGGAGAUGGGGGAGGGAAAGAAGGGGAGAGGAGCCGGAGUGAGGCGGGGAGAGAUCUGGAUCGUAGGGAGAUCGGAGACGUAGGCAAAAAAAGGGGUGCUGGACAUGUGGCAGAAGUUCGGGGCUUAAAUGAAGACGCAGACUUCACGGUUGUGCAAGAGAUCGUCGAGCCAGACAGACUCCUUGGGACAGAACUUUCGGUGGUCGAGAAACCCCACUUCGAGAGGCAUGCUGCCACUGAAGCUGGAAAGGGUCGGGAUGCGGCGACUGGUGCGAACCUUUGUGUUAGCGCGUCAUACGAGUCGGAGGACUUCGAAGCCUACGAAGAGUCCUUUGAGGAGGACUUCAGCCUGGGUGAAGAGGGGGGGAUGGAAAGCGAACGGACUCAGCAUGCAGAUGCCGAGACCCCCCUCCAAGUCGCCAGCAAAGGCACCCCCCCGAACCGAGAAAGUAUAGAUCAAACGCCUCUGGAGAGCCCACAGAGCGUUCCGGUGCCUCCAUUAGAAACGGUCGACUCCCCUGACAUGAUCCGGAGCUUCGAUGCCAAGAGUGCGCGCUUUGGAGACCGGAGUCCUUCGUCCCGCCCAGCAGAACAAAACGGAACGGCCGGAAGGAGCGGAAGCGGAACGGCGGCGAGCAGCGUCACAUAUAGCAGCGUCCAAGAUUGGGGAACGGUUCGAAGUGAAGCGUUCGGUUCGAUGGAGGUGGUAGAUGUUUCUGAAGAAGCAGAUGGGGGAGAAACUUACGUUACAGUCACAGCUGUACCCCGGCCCAGUGCGAUGAAGAGAAAAGAACUAGAAGUGGAAGAAAUUGAGGAGGAAGAGCUUUCUGAGGUCGAGAGUCCUGGUGGCGCACAACUAGAGCUGGAAACCAGUGCGGUUGUGGAGGAGUCGGACUCGAGUCCAGACGAAUCAGCCCCAACCCCAACUAGAAGCGGGCAUUUUGUGGAGGAGAAAUACUCUCCAACGAAGGUGUCUCCAGGAAUCACGUUCGCAGGCAGUCCGCUUGGCAAGCCCGGAAGGGUCCGUCCGCUUUCUGCUCUGUCGAACCCGAAGCCGGCGGAAUCCGUGCCGAGGGCGCCCUUGACGGCGAGGAACGGAACCAAGCCGGGAACGGAUGUCAGUCUCGUGCUGGAGGCUGUGAGGCGGGAGAAUGCCAAAGCGCUCGCGGCGCAACUGGAGCGUCUGGCGCAGGGGCAAAGGGCGGAGGAGCGGAAGAGCGAAACGGAGGCGGAACGGAGGGAAAGCAGAUCCGAUGAACGAGAGAUUGGAGGGUUGGAGAAAGAGGGUCGUGCAAGGCGACCUUCGAGGAAUGGUGAGGAGGAGGCGGUCGCCCGAAUGCAGAGUUUGGGAGGGAAGCCAGCAAAGCCCCUUCUUCCGGAGCUGAACGAGCGGCUGCGGCUGCUUGACACGCAAAAGCAGGAGUACCUCUUGGAGGUGAUCCAGAAGCUGGAGCGGUGUCAAGGCCCCGAGGAGCGUGCGGAACCCGGGGACGGUUUCAGUAACACCAGAAGCACGAGUCCCGGGUCCGGAAAAGCCGGUGAUGCCAGCGCGGUCGCUGAAAGGAGGAGAGCUGAGCUGGCUGCGCAAUGCUCCUCAGGGCUGUCAACUCCGGGCGUUAAGCAAACCGGUCUCCCUCACGAACGCCCCCCAAAAAGUCCUGGCCGAGGAACGAUUGCGCAGCCCCUAACCCCCGAACCCACGUCAGUGAUGCGCGCACCCUCUCCAAGUCUGCGCGCGCCGCACGACGCCACAGCCCAAAGGGGUUCUAGAACAUCCUUUUCCUCCUCCAAAACACCUCCGAAAUCGACCACCGGGGCAAAGACUGGACACCAGACGGAACCGUCGGAUCUUUUACCAACGAACCCUUCCUUCUCGAAAGACAGCCCUUCCCCACGAGCAGGCAGGAGACGCGUCAGCAUGGACGAUGACGUCACCAGAACUACCUCGUACCGCGGCGAACCGGGUGCCGAGGCCUCGCUUUCUUCCACCGCCCCUGUGUCGUCCUCCCUAACCCCCGCCCCGGUUAGCGCAAACCGACCUUCCCGAGACGCGGAAGCACUGGCCGGGGGGAUCCUCCUGGGGCCCCGCAGCCGCGCCGGGAACCGCUCGCCAUUCCUGAACGUCAUCACGACCGACACGCCGUCCCCAACGUCAUCCCCCGAGUCCGUCUUCGGGGUGACGUCAUCUUCGGGGCAGCCCGGAAAGGGUCGCAGGGGGAAGGCCACAGAAACAGAACGGAACGGUGGGCAGUCCGUAACGGAACGGAACGAUGCAAACGGAGCGGAGAUGGAGUCGAGUGGCCGUUCCGGUUCCGCUGUCCGCCAUUCGCGGCGGUCCUCCCUUGGGCUGGAGGGUCGCUCGGCGGUCCGUUCCGGCGCUCGGUUGAGCGGAACGGGGGAAAUGUCGCUGGCGCAGCGCGCUAGCGGAAGGCGGUCAGUCAAUCGGACGUCCGACGGCGAUCCAAAAAUGUUGCGUCCAUCUGACCGGUCCGAGGAAAGAGGCUUAAGUCUUAACCGGGGGCACGAGACUGCGCGCGCAGUCUAUGUCGGGGAUAGCGUAUCGCCCGGUAAAGAGUCUCCCAACGAGGCCUUUCGACCGAGGGGCCGGUCUCGAAUGGAGACGCCUUCCGUCGAGGAGGCACCGGAAGGGUUCCGCCGGAAGGGGCGCGACCGGCGCGCACCGUCCGCGCUGGAGCAGUCGCUCGACUCGCUGGCGUUCUUCCGGCACUCGCACGCGGGGCGGCUCCACAUUCCGGCGGAACCGCUCCCGUGUCCGGAACCCCUGCCCGAUGUGUAUACGCCCGAAGGGCAGGAAGGGGUGGUUUCGGUAGAGAAGCUAGGCGGAGAAAGAACGGAAGAACCGGACUCGGAGCGAGGCGUUCUGGCCGGCGGCCGGAAGUCUGCGCUCGGCGGAACGGAACUUGGAACGGGCCUGCAGCGGGCAGGUUUCCGGCCGGCUUCUCGAGCGGAAAAAGAGGCGGACAAGAGAGAUGCACGGAUCGCCGACGCUCUGGUGGAGCCAAGCUGGCUUGCUCCUGCGCAGCCGACGGGUGUAAUAACCCCUCCGGGAGUUAGCGGCGCGAGACUAGACAGGGGAGCGGAAGACGACGCUCUUUCGUCGUUCGUUCACCCGGCUGAGAGUCUGGACGUCACGCCUGCCCCCGAGGAGCCACGUGGCAAGCUGCUACAGGCCUCCGUUCCGAUGCCGACUUCCUUUACCAUUCCCUGCGAGCCACGUGGCAGUCAGCUGACGGUCCACAUCUUGGAGAACUGGGGCGACCCGUUCUAUGUCGGGCUUUCCGGGCUGGAGCUGUUCGACUCCGCCGGAGAGCCGCUCUCGUUCCGCUCCCUCGAGAAGCAGCUCCGGGCGGAACCGCCGGAUCUGAACAUCCUGUCCGGGUACGGUUCGGACCCCCGGACGGUGGACAAGCUGCUGGACGGUGUGAACUGGACCUGCGACGACUUACACCACUGGCUGGCCCCAUUCACACCCGGCGAGGCGGUCAGCAUCCACGUCAGCCUCGAUGACGUCACGACGCUGGGCAUGAUCCGGGUGUGGAACUACAACUGCAGCCGGAUCCACUCUUUCCGGGGGGUCAGGACAAUCGAGGUUAGGUUAGACGACCGAGUUAUCUUUGUGGGGGAGGUUAGGAAAGCGCCGGGGAUCAUGGAGGGCGCACUGCGAUGCGCCGAGUGUGUGCUCUUUACGGAGAGUGAGAACGCGCUCUCUGCGCUGGAGAGAUACGACCUGAAGCGCUACAGCGAUACGGCAAACGCCCUUAAGGCGGCCGCCGACACUUCCGGAAGCGUUGUGGAGAGCUUGGAUCUUGACAAGUUUUGAACAGAAUUGGCGCCUGGCUGGCCCUGACAGCAUCGAAC
Molecule: messenger RNA, 4514 nt
Organism: Klebsormidium nitens
Lineage: Eukaryota; Viridiplantae; Streptophyta; Klebsormidiophyceae; Klebsormidiales; Klebsormidiaceae
Source: the annotation of a GenBank genome assembly